AUGGGGGGAGAAAGAGCCAUGGUAGCUGUUGAAGGCUCAACACUAGAGGAAACUAUUGGGCCCUCUCGUGAGGAACCUGACCCCUCUUCGGAGGAAACAGGUCAGGGUUCUCACUCCCAGGCCAGUUCUGCUCCUGCUUUUGUUGUUGAUCCCUUGAACAUUCAAGUCCCUGAGAUGAGUUCUAGUGAUGAGGAAGAUCAAGACAACAUUCCUCUUGAUGCAUUCAUAGCCAAGCGAAGGGUGGUGUCAUAUCCUGAGUCUUCUACUAAGCGAUCUACUACUAGGUUGCAAGCAAAGGUAGCCUAUGACUCUUCCCUUCAAAAUAGCAGAAAAACCAGUAAGAAAAAAAAGAGGAGACUGGUGAAAGACAAUGUAAUAGUGUGUGAUAAGGUUGUCCCUGUGGAGAGGGUUGAGGAGGAAAUAACAGAGGAACCUAGUUCCCUGGUACGAAGGUCCCACAAGAAGAAGCAAUCUGCUUCAGUAGACAAUGUUACAACCCCCAAUUCAAAGUUGAAGGAUGUUGUGAGUGAGCCCUCAAUUUCUGAUGAGGAUGUGUUAGUCAAGUCUAAGGGAAAAGCAAAAUCAAAUGGUAUGAAGUCUGGCAAAAGAAAGCUUGAACCUGUUAAGGAACCUGUUUCUACGAAGAAGAUGAGAAGUGAAACCAGUUCUGCUUCAAAACUCUUAAGGCACCAAAAAGUUCGUCGUACUUUUGACCCAGCAAAUUGGGAUAUGGCUGGCAUGAGACAAGUCCUGGCAAUGGUCGAGUUUCAAUGGUAG
This is a messenger RNA of Nicotiana attenuata, 777 nucleotides long. RefSeq lists its product as uncharacterized. The coding region runs from base 1 to 777 and encodes 258 amino acids. The transcript has a single exon. NCBI's taxonomy places the organism in Eukaryota, Viridiplantae, Streptophyta, Magnoliopsida, Solanales, Solanaceae. The record is from RefSeq and is a predicted model, not a curated record.